This is a messenger RNA of Dicrocoelium dendriticum, 1751 nucleotides long. The record is from the annotation of a GenBank genome assembly. Lineage: Eukaryota; Metazoa; Platyhelminthes; Trematoda; Plagiorchiida; Dicrocoeliidae.
GUAAAUUGGAGUCAAACGAUACAGGGAGCCUAGAUGAGCUUGAGAGAUGGGAACAGAUCGAUACUCUCGAUGACCACAUGGACGAGGUAGAGGACAAGACGAUUCCUGACGAGUUACGUGCUCCCUCUUUGUUUCAAACUGACAAACGGCUCAAAGUGAUACCAUCACCAAAGGUACACAUCGCCAUCGCAGAUCAAAACAAGCGCAACGAAUUUUCACUUUCUAGAACGGACCAGCGAACUCAGUUUCGGAAACUUCAGCAAGCCACACGGAAGGGUCAAAUUGAAGGAGAUGCUUCGACACUGCAUUAUGCAGGUACAGCGGAAGAGGAGGAUACAACCGAGAGGCAGACAUUCGAUGCCGUUCAUCGAAGACAAGGAUAUGAACUACAUCCUUCUGUUGUAUCGUUUGCUAAACGCCAUUUUACUGUUGCGGCACAACUUAGAGCGCCCCAUCUUCGUCGCCAUGCGCACCCACAGCGUAGUGCAUUUGAUGAUGAGUAUCGAUUAGUGAAUCGGUUAGAAAAUAUGGGUGGUGGUAUCCAAAGGGAGUUGCCUGCUGCUGAAGAACUGGUAGCGUCAAGACGAAGGGGAGAGAUUAGAAGGACUGCCAAACCACCGCGCGUGAACAAUUCAAGCAUGUACAGUGUGGUAUCCACAUGGUCGAAGGAACGCGCACAGGAGGUCGCGUUUGCAGGAAACCUGAGGAGCGUGGAUGUGCUGGAACAAAGUGAUAUUCACGCAGAUGCUCGUGUUGGGCGUACACAGCCUUCCCACUCAUCUAGAGACGUGGUUUGGCACCUCCCCGACAAAUGGGACACAACCCAACAGCAUCCAAGGAAGCGAAUCCACUAUGGUGACAUUCCUAGCAGCUUGGAACGACUGUAUGAGCACAGUCGAACGGCAAUGUCGAGUGAAUUGUCACAAAGCGAUCAAGAACGGCGAGUGGGGUUGGGUUUGGACGGGCGUAAAAUGGAACCAGAACGGCAAAGAAGGUGGAGAUCACGGGAGGUAGAUUAUCAGCUCGAACCGACUACUCCAGAUGUACACAUCAACGGAUAUCGCCGACAACUUGAACGUGGUAUAACCCGCAGGAAACGGUAUCCAGUGGUUCGUUACGAUCAGACCGAUCGUGCGUCAUGGAUCAAUUGGAAAUGGAAGUUUGACAGGCAAAGUGGCAGAUUCCGUUGGGAUCCGCUUGGACGACAGCACUCACGCCAAUCAGUGACACCAACGCACAAAAAACAUUGCUGUAGACAGGCCAGAUUAGACACAGACAAUAGUGAGGAUGGUUUGUCGACUGCGGACUUGGAGGCUGCGAUUCCCGCAGGUCUACAUGAUAUUGGAUAUGCAUGGACCACCCAUGGAGAUGUGUCACAGGAAGCCUGGUAUAACGCACGUAGCCAGUCAGUUAAGCAUCUGAUCCCAUGGCGACUGAAAAACCAGGAGAGCGACGUGAUGCUAGAAUUCUCACUUAUCGUCUUGCCUGUGUCUGUGUCUGCCAGAUGUCCACAACUCGAUGGAGAUGCAUUUUCAGCUUAUCGACCACUGCAAAUUACCCGGAUUAGACAGCCAUAUGCUCCCAAUCCACAACCAUCGGACGUGGAAAAGCUUGUGCAAUUCUCUCUGGUGGAAAGACGUGUCAGGAUAUUGUCUGUGCGAGGGAACAUAUCGGAGAGAUUAGUCAGUUAUCCGGAGCGAAAGUGGCCCUCAUCACAUACGUUGGAUAUUGGCGUGGUGGCCGUGCGAUGA